Akanthomyces muscarius is the source of this 3519-nucleotide messenger RNA. RefSeq lists its product as uncharacterized. NCBI's taxonomy places the organism in Eukaryota, Fungi, Ascomycota, Sordariomycetes, Hypocreales, Cordycipitaceae. Gene Ontology annotation, molecular function: protein binding. The record is from RefSeq and is a predicted model, not a curated record. Gene Ontology annotation, biological process: tRNA methylation. Gene Ontology annotation, cellular component: cytoplasm. The transcript is spliced from 2 exons. The coding region runs from base 1 to 3519 and encodes 1172 amino acids.
AUGGCAGGCAGCAAUGCCAUGGAGCUCAAAAGGGAGCUCGCGCAGGUGCCCAUCACCGCCGUGGCCUUUUAUAGGGAUGCCGCCAGCAAUGCCCUGCACGUGCUUGCCAGCGAGGACACGGAUCUCGUCGUCUACCGAGUCUCUGGCAAUGACAACGUCUCUGCGAAGCAUGAUGUACAAAAACCCCUGGCGCGUGUACGGAUACUGAGCGCGCAGCCCAUCCACGGCAUCUACGUGCACCAGCCUGAGGGCAGUGAUCCGUCGGCUGGCCGUGUGCUACUUUGGGGCGGCUCUUCUGUCGCCAUGCUCAAAGUUUCAGAUUUGGAUCUACAGGGUCAAGGGAGCGCGAGCCCGUCAAAACGAGUGGCGCGCCUGCGUGCGCCGGACUGGAUCUACGACGGCGCCAUAUCUAUAGCCGACGAGAACCUCGCCGUGCUCGUGACCGCGCACAACGAGGUCAUCACCGUGCGCUUCGACGAGCACGCCGCCACGGCCGUGCUGUCGUCAACGCUGGUAUCGCCGUCGCGGCCCAUGCUGUACGCGGCCAACGUAUGCUGGACGUCACCGACGGACGUGCUCGUCGCGGCGGGCACCGUCUUUGGCGACAUUCUCGUCUGGAUGCACACGUUUGACGCCGACUCGUCGCCGCGCACGCAGCAGACGACCAGGCCGAGGAUGCUGUACUCGCUGUCGGGACACGAAGGGUCGAUCUUUGGCGUGCACAUGUCGCCGCUGAUGGAGAUGCCGGAUGGAUCUGCGGUGCGGCUGCUGGCGAGCUGCAGCGACGACCGCACAAUUCGGCUAUGGAACAUUACGGAGAGCGGAGCUGGGGAGGGAGAUGUGGCAGUGUUGGAUGCAGUGGGAAAGGUGGAAGCGUCAGACACGGGAUUUCGAUGCGCGCCGGCGGUGUAUGGAGAAGACGGCGCCGGUGCCAAAGGUCGUGCCGACCUCUCGCCUGUCGCAACGGCCAUGGGUCACGCAUCUCGCAUCUGGGGCGUAAGGUUCGGCCUUCCCAGCACUACAUCACUCACAGAUUCCCAGAGACAGCUUUGGGGAGGCGCAGAGAACAAGGGUCUGCUGUCUGUGUACUCGUUUGGCGAGGAUGCAACGGUGCAGAAGUGGACGGUGGAUAUUGUGGCCGCGCUGCAGAUGCCGCAAAGCGCAGCGCUCGUCCACAGCAAGACGUAUACGCUACACGACGGCAAACACCUGUGGUCGAGGAACAUCUUUUGCAGCGUAGAGGACGGCGUGGCGACGACACAUGUCCUGGCCGGCGGCGCGGACAGCAAAAUCACGCUCGUCAAGGACACGGCCGAUGUGGCCGGGAACACCAAGACGUACAACGGUGCAGAAACGUGGGAAAUUGACGACAUUGUAUUGGCGACAGAGCCGCCUCAAGCGGGAGCUAAGCAGCGCAAGGAAGUUAUUGGUCGAUAUGACUUUGUCACGCCCGACAUCCUGCUGGCCGUGAGCAACAUGGGCAAAGUGCUGCUGGCUACCUUUGACGGCAAAGACGCCACCUGGGAGGAGCUCUCCGUGGAGGACGAGGCUACGCGCGAGGACAUGAAGAAUAUCUACGCCCUCAAGACUGUAUCCUACGGCGGCGCUCUGCUGGGCUCCAUCACCGGCGGGGUGUACUACUUUGGUCUGCGCGACAGGCGCAUGGUCAAGGCAGCCACUCUCGCAGGUCGCGUGGUGGAGAUGAAUACGCUGUCUAAGACCUUCCAGGGAGCUGCGGGGGAUGCAGAAGCCAUUAUUCAUCUGCACCGCGAUGCCGCCUCGGUCCAUCUCACAAUAGACCGGGAGACGGGCGCGGUCAAGAGCCAGGAGGAGAUUGUCGGUCUCGACAGCCGCUUCGUCGCCAUCUCGGCCGCGCGCAUCGACGACUUACUAGCUAUUGGCUCUCGUCACGGCUGGAUCGCGCUUCUACGACGAGAUGCUGACACCGGCGCAUUCCGCCCGAUCCUCAACCUGCCUCCCGCCAGCGGCGACGCUGUCACCGCUAUUGUACCACUGCCGCCGAGUCCAACGGCACCGGCUGCCCGUCGUACAAAGUACAUCCUCACAACCAGCCGCGACGGCAAGUAUCGCAUCUUCCAACUCCACGUUGGCAAUGGCGAGGAUGGCGCCGCGCACAUGACGCUGCUCCACGAGACGGCGCCGCCGUUUGGGCCGUGGAUCGAGGGCGCGUGGUUCACCGACGACCCGGCGCCGGAGCUGAUCCUGUACGGGUUCCGCAGCAAGGACUUUGUGGUGUGGAACGAGACGCGCCGCGAGGAGCUGGCGACGAUGGACUGCGGCGGCGCACACCGCACCUUUCGCCUGGCCUACGACGCGCAGGACGCCAGCCGGGUGCGGUUCGCGUUUACGCGCACGUCCAGGCUCGUGGUGCACUCGCAGCGCGGCGUCUUCUACGAGCUGGUGCGGCUUGGCCAGCACGGGCGCGAAAUUCGCUCGCUGGCGGCGGCUGGGCGCUACGUGGCGACGGGCGCCGAGGACACGAGCAUCCGGCUCUGGGAGCCCGAUGUUGGUGGCGGCGUGGCAAUGAUGCAGCACAGGGCGUACUUGAAGCGGCACGUGGUCGGCCUGCAGAAGCUGCAGUGGAUGGGCGACGAGCACCUCUUCUCCAGCGGCGGCAACGAGGAGCUCUUUGCGUGGCGCGUGCGGACGCUCGACUCGGCGUACGCGGGCCGCGUGGCCGUCGUCUGCGAAGGCGUGUUUGCGGACAAGAGCCCGGUGGGCGACCUCCGGAUCAUGGACUUUGACGUGUCGCCGGACGGCGGCGGCGACGAGCGACAAGGCAGCACGCUCGUCACCAUGGCGUUUUCCAACUCGGCGCUCAAGACGUACCGCUACACGGCGGCAGGCGGCUUCGCGCUCGUCUGCGAGGGCUUGUAUACUGGUGCCUGUCUGACGCAGGCGCGGCAUCUGGAGACGAGUGACGCGACGGGCGGGUUGCACGUCGUCACGGCGUCGACGGACGGCCACAUCGCGCUCUGGCGCGGCAGCAGCAGCAGUGGGAAGUACGAGCUCAUGCAGACGCUUAGGGUGCACCAGAGCAGUGUCAAGAGCCUGGCCAUGACGAGGCUAGCUGGCGGACGUCGCGGGUCCGGCAUCGUGACGGGCGGAGACGACAAUGCGCUUGCAUGGACGCUGUUAAAGCGAGAGGAGGAGGAACACUCCACUGCCGCUGCAGGGCUGGCCUGUUACCAGGCCGAGCUUGGCACCAUGGUGAGGAGAGCGCACGCGGCGGCCAUUACGGGAAUAGCUCUCCUGGAAGAAGAGCAGAAUAGUAGUAAUACUGGGGAAACAAGGUGUGUGAGCGUGAGCAACGACCAAUGGGUCAAGACAUGGAGGAUGCGCGAGGGCGUCGACGGGAUGGAAUUGUUGGGCGAAACGUACAGCGGCGUGGCGGACGCUGGCGAUGUCGUCGUAUUGGAAGGAAGUGGUGACUCCCGACGACGAUCGGUGAUGGUUGCGGGCGUAGGGCUGGAGAUUUGGCGCCUGGAGUCAGGUUGA